AUGAAGGGGCUCUGGCUCUCUUCCCUGGACCUGGAGCAGGCCACACCAGAGGCCACGUCCCAACAUUCUACUUAUACAGCUCCAACGAUGUUGCCACGGCUGAUUUUUUCAACGUGGCCAGGCUCAAGGAAUCCAUGGCCAAGGCCUUGGUGGCUUUCUACCCCCUUGCUGGCCGCCAUCGACAACGACGGCAGGAUGGAGAUCAACUGGAACGGCGAGGGCGCACUCUUUGUUGUCGCUCGCGCUAAUCUCACUGUCGAUGACAUCAAGGAGUUGAAGCCAUCGCCGGAGCUGAGGAGGCUAGUUGUUCCAUGCGUUGAGCCAGCAUCCGUCGUGUUGGCCGUACAGGUGACUUUCUUGAAGUGUGGAGGAGUGGCCUUAGGGACAGCUAUCCACCAUGUCUCCAUGGACGCCUUAAGCGCGUUCCACUUCAUCCAAACAUGGUCAGCCUUCGCCAAGCAUGGCAAUGGCGCUGUCGUGGAACUCCCGUGCCACGACCGCACCCUCCUCUGCCCACGAUCCCCACCCACCGUCCACCCUGACGCCCUCCUGACCUUCUGCCCUAAGGUCAUCUUCUCCGACCCGUUGGGACCUGUUGUCGUCAAAGUCUUCACCAUUUCCAGGGACCAGGUCGCCUCCCUCAAGCACCACUGCAGCGGGACGAGCACCUUCUGUGCCGUGAGCGCUCUCUUGUGGCAGUGCGCGUGCAUCGCACGCCGGCUUCCGCUAGACUCCAAAGCACGCCUCACCUUCCCGGCCAACGUCCGGCGCAAGGUGAGGCCGCCCCUCCCGGACCUCUACUUCGGCAACGCGCUGUUCAAGCUCGGCGUGACCGGCGCGGUGAGGGAUAUCGCGACGGAGGCGCUGGGAUCCGUCGCGAGCCGCAUCAAGGGCGCCGUUGAUCGGAUGGACGACGAGCUGGUGCGGUCCGCGAUCGACUACUUUGAGAAGGCCGAGAUUGACACCACCCGACCUUUGAGGGGCACCUUGCCGCAGACGCACCUGCAGAUUGUCAGCUGGCUCGGCAUGCCAGCGUACGAUGCGGAUUUCGGGUGGGGGAAGCCGCAGGUGAUGUCGCGGGCGGAGUCCAUCCGUGGCGGGGUUGUGUUCAUCAUGAACAACGAGGGGAAGGGGACAGCAGACGACGGUGGCGUCCGCGUGCUCGUUUGCUUGGAGGCUGCAAAUAUGAUGGAGCUAGAACGGCUGCUUUAUGCAAAGCUCUAG
This is a messenger RNA of Miscanthus lutarioriparius, 1224 nucleotides long. The record is from the annotation of a GenBank genome assembly. Lineage: Eukaryota; Viridiplantae; Streptophyta; Magnoliopsida; Poales; Poaceae.